CCCGCCCGGUGGCGCCGCCAUUGUUUGCAGCCCCGCGCUGAGGGAGUGAGUGAGCGAGUGACCGCGGCCCCUCCGGCCUAUGGCAUGGACGGCCGCACGGCAUGACCCCAGGCGAUGGGCUGAGCGGCCGCGAUCAUGGUGCAGAAAGGGAAGCGGAGGGAGGCGGCAGCGGGCGGGGAGCGAGACGGAGACGGGCCGGCCGUCAGGAGGCUGCGGGUGGGCUUCGUGGGUGUGGAGGGCGCCGAGCCCGCCUGUUCCCGGGACGGUGCCUUGUUGAUCGCGGGCCGCUCGCCCGCCCGCAGACCCCGCACCCGGCGCAGCGCCUGCUACCGCCGCCUGCAGAACUUCAUGUACAACGUGCUGGAGCGGCCCCGCGGAUGGGCAUUCGUCUACCACGCCUAUGUCUUUCUGCUGGUCUUCUCCUGCCUGGUUCUGUCAGUCUUCUCCACCAUUGAGGAAUACAAGAAGAGUUCUGAGGGAGCACUCUAUAUUCUGGAGAUUGUGACGAUCGUGGUGUUCGGCGUGGAGUACCUGGUGCGCGUCUGGUCCGCCGGCUGCUGCUGCCGUUACCGUGGCUGGAGGGGCCGCCUGAAGUUCGCCCGCAAACCCUUCUGUGUGAUCGACGUGAUGGUGCUGGUGGCUUCCAUCGCCGUACUGGCGGCCGGCACGCAGGGCAACGUCUUUGCCACCUCCGCAUUGCGCAGCCUGCGCUUCCUGCAGAUCCUGCGCAUGAUCCGCAUGGACCGGCGUGGCGGCACCUGGAAGUUGCUGGGCUCCGUGGUCUACGCUCACAGCAAGGAGCUGAUCACUGCCUGGUAUAUUGGCUUCCUCUGCCUCAUCCUCGCCUCCUUCCUGGUUUUCCUGGCAGAGAAGGAUGACAACAAGGAGUUUGCAACAUACGCAGAUGCCUUGUGGUGGGGUUUGAUCACGUUGACCACCAUCGGCUAUGGCGACAAGUACCCCAUCACCUGGAAUGGCCGCCUGCUGGCCGCCACUUUUACCCUCAUCGGAGUGUCCUUCUUCGCUCUGCCAGCGGGAAUCCUGGGUUCAGGGUUCGCGCUGAAGGUUCAGGAGCAACAUCGGCAGAAACACUUUGAGAAGCGACGGAAUCCCGCGGCUGGCCUCAUCCAGACUGCCUGGCGUUACUACUCCACCAGCCUGUGUCGGACCGAUCUCCACGCCACAUGGCAAUGCUUUGAACAAACGUUGACUGUCCCAAUGUACCGGCUGAUUCCUCCUCUCAACCAGUUGGACUUACUGCGCAACCUGAAGAGCAAGUCGGGACACACGUUCAGUAAACACAAACCCCGGCGUGAUUCCGUGUGUGGAAUGUGCUGCUCUGGAGACCCUAGCAGCAAGGUGAGCCUGAGGGAGCGUUUCUCCAGUCCCAAGGGUCCUGGCGGCAGAGGCAACGGUCCAGAGCAGGGUGAGGUGCGGCGAUCGCCCAGCGCCGACCACAUUGAUGAGAGCCCCGACAAGGUACAGAAGACCUGGAGCUUCACCGACAGGAGCCGCUUCCGGCACGCCUUCCGGCUGAAGGGAGCAGCCUCACGGCACAACUCCGAUGACCAGGGCAGUCUGCCCGAUGAACUCAUCCCGGACAACAGGAGCUACCAGUGCGAGUUCGUCUCGGACGACCUGACGCCCGGGCUGAAGGUGUCCAUCCGAGCCUUGUGUAUCAUGAAGUUCCUGGUUUCCAAGCGGAAGUUCAAGGAGAGCUUGCGGCCGUACGAUGUGAUGGAUGUGAUUGAGCAGUACUCGGCUGGACACUUGGACAUGCUGUCCAGGAUCAAGAACCUGCAGUCCAGGAUAGAUAUGAUUGUGGGUCCCCCGCCCCCUUCAACUCCCCGGCAUAAGAAGCUUAAAGAAGUCCUCACCACGUCCAAAGAUUCAGUCCAAUACUCUCCUAGGGUGGACCAAAUCGUUGGCCGCGGCCCCCAGAUACAGGAGAAAGAUUGCUCCAAGAUCCCAACGGAGCCAGACAUCCCUGAGGAUCCUAGCAUGAUGGGGCGGCUUGGCAAGAUGGAGCGACAGGUGCACUCCAUGGAGAAGAAGCUGGACUUCCUGGUCAACAUCUACAUGCAGCGCAUGGGCAUCCCACCAUCAGAGACCGAGGCCUACUUCAUCUCCAAGGAGCCUGACCCCGCUCCGCCCUACCACAGCCCCGUGGGCGUGGACAACCUUCAACUGAGCGACAAGACGACCAACGGCAACAAGACCACGUGCUCCUGCGCCGCCCACAAACCCUUCCCUGGACAGGGGGGCACCUCGCUGCCCCAUGGCUGCCCACCCUCCACCUCCUUCCACCAGCACUCGGUGAACGGGCUGAGUCGGCACAGUCAUGGCACGCUGACCUUCGUCACCUCGCCCGUGGGCACGCCCUUUGUCAGGAUCCCCCCCCCUCCCUCCACCUCACACGAGCGGAUGUCCAGCCACGGGGGCUCGGAGCACGCGAGGCACGGGGGGCAUGGCAGCAGACGGACGGACACGGGGCUGAAGGAGAGGGACAGUGACACCUCCAUCUCCAUCCCCUCUGUAGACCACGAGGAACUGGAGAGGUCCUACAGCGGCUUCAGCAUCUCGCAGUCCAAGGACAACCUGGAGCAGGCGGGCGGCCUCCCCCACUCCACCACCACCCCCUGGUCCAAGGUGCGCCUCUACAUCGCCGAGGGAGAGUCUGACACUGACUCUGAAGCAUGCACUCCCUGCGGACCGCCAAGGCUGGGCACCAACGAAGUGCCACACUGUGACUUUGCAUGGAUCUCAAAGUAGACAAGAGGGCAUGGGUAUGUUGGACCAGGGGAGGGUGAGUCGGCACUGGCGUGGUUAGAGGUAGACCUUUACCACAAUGCCAAGGAGACAACCUGAUCUUCUACAGCCACCAACCCUGCCGCCAGUCGCCCUGGACCACUGGGUUCUCAAUGGUUCUCAAGUCUCAACCUGUCCUGUCCCUUCAGAACCCCCCCCCCCCCCCCCCCCGCCCCCAUUGCAUCCGGCAUCCUACCCAAGCCCUCUAAGAGGAAGUCUUCCCCCCCCCCCCCCCCCCCCAAUGGUUUAAACGUCCCCUCCCCUCCAUCCGACCGCUGAAUGUACCCCCUCCACACCACCUUGUUCAGGUGGGCAGAUGGGGGGGGGCGGGGGGAGUGCAGGGGUAAAAAGAGCACUCUGGAAAAUGGCUGUGGAGUUACCCAGGUGAGGGAGGGAGGGAGGGAUUCCAAACACGAGGAUUGAUUCAAGAGCUGAAGGAAUGGCGAGUGGAUGGGAUUGGGAAUCUUUUCCACAAAGAGGAAUUGAUGGAGAGGAUGGUGAAGCAGGCAUCUUCAGUUGAUGCAUCGUUCAGUAUUACUGCCUCCCUGGCUACUUCUGACAUUAAUCAUGUUUAACGUUCAUUCUGUUUUUAUCAUUAAAUGCCUUAGGUACCAGGGUGGGAGGUUGGCGUGGAGAUGCCAGGUAUAACCAUGCUGCCUCAUAUUGCCCCCCCCCCCCCCCCCCCCCCCCCUCUCUGUUUUAUCUCA
This is a messenger RNA of Amblyraja radiata (thorny skate), 3515 nucleotides long. It is a transcript of the gene kcnq2b, whose product is annotated as potassium voltage-gated channel, KQT-like subfamily, member 2b. The coding region runs from base 136 to 2772 and encodes 878 amino acids. Gene Ontology annotation, molecular function: voltage-gated potassium channel activity. Gene Ontology annotation, cellular component: membrane; voltage-gated potassium channel complex. Gene Ontology annotation, biological process: potassium ion transmembrane transport. NCBI's taxonomy places the organism in Eukaryota, Metazoa, Chordata, Chondrichthyes, Rajiformes, Rajidae. The record is from RefSeq and is a predicted model, not a curated record. The transcript is spliced from 16 exons.